AUGGCCCUACCUAGCGCCGCACCUGGCGCCCAUCCCGCCGUCGACGCCCGGCGCGCCGCCGCAAGCCUCGCCUGCUGCCGUUCGCGCGCCCACGCCGCCGGCGCUGACCGAGGCGUUGCGCGAGCCGCCCAAAUUCAACCCCAAGUUGCGGCCGCGGCCCUUGGCGCUAACGCACUCGUUCCAGGACGACAGCGCGCUCGCGCCGCCGCGCAUGGCGGCCCACAUCGACCCGCCCUUGAAAACGGCGCCGCCCGCAGCAGGCUUUGCCGCCCUGUACAAGUCCGACCUGUACUACCGGCCCGUCGGGUCGCUUCUCCUGUAUCCGUGCCUGAUGACGGUGCUGCCGUUGUCGCCGCUUUUCCACCAGUCGUUCAACCAGGUGGCGCCGCCGCCCGCAUCCAGUGGCGCCGCCCGCGGCGCGCGCGACCUGCUUGUGCUUCCUCAGCCGCAGGCGCGCGACGCCGACCGCGGCAAUUGGCUCGCCCGCAUGCUCAACGAGCCGUCGCGCAAGCCCACCAUCGACAGCCUAGUGGACGAGGAAGACGACAAGGCGAGCCAGACGGUGUAGCCGAGACAAUUCGAGCUUUCGCCUGA
Molecule: messenger RNA, 594 nt
Organism: Clavispora lusitaniae ATCC 42720
Lineage: Eukaryota; Fungi; Ascomycota; Pichiomycetes; Serinales; Metschnikowiaceae
Source: RefSeq, a predicted model, not a curated record